GUUUUUUUUCUUCUGGUCGUUUUGGAGCUGUGCAGACAAUCUCAGGAAGACGCGUGCGAUUUUGUAUUAUCCUGCAUUUUUCGUAAGUUUAUCUGCGCUAAUUCCUGUUAUUUGUGCUGCAUCGCAUCGGCGAUCAGAACCUGUAGUGAAAAAUGUCGAAAAGGCGCAUCGAAGUAAUGGAUCCGUUCAUCAAAAAGCGGAGGGAGGAAAAGGGAAUGCUAGAUUCUGGAGCGUCAACCAGCGGCAGCAGUAGCUCGGCCUCGGCUGGGACCGUUGCAUCCAACGGGAAAGUUAACCCUUUGAAUGGAGUUCCGUACACGCAGAACUACUUUAAUCUGUACAAGAAGCGGAUUACUCUUCCGGUGUUCGAAUAUCGGGCCGACUUUAUGCGACUGUUGUCCGAACAUCAGUGCAUCGUACUUGUCGGUGAAACCGGUUCCGGAAAAACAACGCAAAUUCCGCAAUGGUGUGUUGAUUUCGCCAGAGCAAGUGGAAACAAAGCGGUUGCCUGUACCCAACCUCGGCGAGUCGCGGCAAUGUCCGUGGCCCAGCGUGUUUCCGAGGAAAUGGACGUUCUUCUCGGGCAGGAAGUGGGCUACAGUAUCCGUUUUGAAGAUUGCUCCUCGCCGAGAACCAUUCUUAAGUAUAUGACCGACGGUAUGUUGUUGCGUGAAGGAAUGAGUGACCCUAUGUUGGAAACGUAUCAGGUGAUCCUGCUGGACGAGGCUCACGAACGUACACUGGCAACGGAUUUGCUCAUGGGAGUUCUGAAGGAAGUGAUCCGUCAGCGAAGGGAUUUAAAACUCGUUAUUAUGUCCGCCACGCUUGACGCAGGCAAGUUCCAGCAGUAUUUCGACAAUGCCCCGUUAAUGAAUGUUCCGGGUCGAACCCACCCAGUCGAAAUUUUCUACACACCGGAACCGGAGAGGGAUUAUCUGGAAGCAGCUAUUCGAACGGUCAUUCAGAUCCACAUGUGCGAAGACGUCGAAGGAGACAUUCUCAUGUUCCUUACAGGUCAGGAAGAAAUUGAAGAAGCUUGCAAGCGAGUAAAGCGCGAAAUCGACAAUCUCGGACCGGAAGUAGGCGAACUGAAGUGCAUUCCGCUGUACUCUUCACUGCCGCCAAAUAUGCAGCAGAAGAUUUUUGAAGCAGCUCCGCCAAAAAAAGCGAACGGAGCCAUUGGGCGAAAGGUCGUCAUCUCAACAAACAUUGCUGAAACAUCGCUUACAAUCGAUGGAGUGGUGUUUGUGAUCGAUCCUGGUUUCUCCAAACAGAAGGUCUACAAUCCACGAAUCCGUGUGGAGAGUUUGUUGGUUUCACCGAUUAGUAAAGCUUCAGCCCAACAGCGGGCUGGUCGUGCUGGCCGUACUAGACCAGGCAAAUGCUUCCGGCUGUACACCGAGAAGGCAUACAAAACGGAAAUGCAGGAUAACACGUAUCCUGAAAUUUUGAGGUCAAAUCUUGGAACUGUUGUGUUACAAUUAAAGAAACUCGGUAUUGACGAUUUGGUACACUUUGACUUUAUGGACCCUCCGGCACCGGAGACACUGAUGCGAGCCUUGGAGCUGCUCAACUACUUGGCCGCCCUGGAUGACGACGGUAACCUGACAGACCUGGGAGCAGUGAUGGCCGAGUUCCCACUGGAUCCGCAACUGGCAAAAAUGUUGAUUGCGAGCUGUCAGCACAACUGCUCUAAUGAGAUCCUUUCAAUUACCGCUAUGCUGUCGGUCCCGCAGUGUUUCGUACGCCCGAAUGAGCUCAAAAAGGCCGCCGAUGAUGCCAAGAAGCGCUUUGCCCAUCUCGACGGUGACCAUCUCACACUUUUGAACGUGUAUCACGCCUUCAAACAGAACAACGAAGAUCCGAGCUGGUGUUAUGACAAUUUUAUUAACUACCGAUCGCUCAAAUCGGCCGACAAUGUGCGUCAGCAAUUGGCAAGGAUAAUGGACCGGUUUAAUCUGAAACGUUCAAGCACAGACUUCAACACUACCAACUACUAUUUUAACAUUCGGAAGGCGCUGGUAGAAGGGUUCUUCAUGCAGGUGGCUUACUUAGAGCAAACGAAGCAUUAUGUGACGAUCAAGGAUAAUCAGAUCGUGCAGCUGCAUCCAUCCACUUGUUUGGGUCACAGACCAAAUUGGGUCAUGUAUAACGAAUUUGUACUGACUACCAAAAAUUACAUUCGAACGGUCACCGAUGUGAAACCGGAAUGGCUAUUAACGAUUGCACCACAAUAUUAUGACUUGAACAAUUUCCCAGAGUGCGAGGCCAAGCGUCAGCUGGAGUUCAUAAACACGAAACUUGAAUCAAAACAGUAUCAACAAGGAUUUUAAAUAAUAGCUAUCCUAGAUUGCAUCUGAUGUACCUUGGCACUUUUUUUAUCUGAUGUUUUGUUUAGUUCUCCUACUUUCCAAUAGUUGUGAUUCUAGAAAAUAAUGCCUACUAUCAAACGUAAUGAAUUGACACAAACAAUGAUGUAAACCGGUUAACUUUCUCGCACGAAAAAGUGUGCUGCAAAACCACUGAAUUACUAUUACACAAGACAUAAACGUACCACCCAAUAUGAUCCAAA
This is a messenger RNA of Armigeres subalbatus, 2572 nucleotides long. RefSeq names its product putative pre-mRNA-splicing factor ATP-dependent RNA helicase PRP1 (gene Dhx15). Gene Ontology annotation, molecular function: ATP binding; RNA binding; RNA helicase activity. The record is from RefSeq and is a predicted model, not a curated record. Gene Ontology annotation, cellular component: spliceosomal complex; intracellular anatomical structure. NCBI's taxonomy places the organism in Eukaryota, Metazoa, Arthropoda, Insecta, Diptera, Culicidae. The transcript has 8 exons. The coding region runs from base 153 to 2333 and encodes 726 amino acids.